Messenger RNA from Synchiropus splendidus (mandarinfish), 3133 nucleotides. RefSeq names its product solute carrier family 48 member 1b (gene slc48a1b). The transcript has 4 exons. Gene Ontology annotation, cellular component: plasma membrane; lysosomal membrane. Gene Ontology annotation, biological process: heme transport. Bases 632 to 1066 code for a protein of 144 amino acids. The record is from RefSeq and is a predicted model, not a curated record. Gene Ontology annotation, molecular function: heme binding; heme transmembrane transporter activity. Lineage: Eukaryota; Metazoa; Chordata; Actinopteri; Syngnathiformes; Callionymidae.
CAUGUUGUGACUCCACUUUUACAUGUUUUAUAAGUUGUAAUUCAUAUGUGGCCACUGACGUUAUGAACGCUAUAGCGUUACAGUGCAACUGCUCUGACAAAUUUUACAACACUAAUGCGCUAGUUAUACCCAACAUUUAUGAACUUUUUAAAUUAAAUACACUGCGUUUGUCGUUUUUUAGUCAGUUUGUAUUCAAAAAUCUAAUACGAGUUGAAUUGUUAUCAUCAUUGAACCGUCGUGUUGGACCUGAUCGGUCCGUAAGACUGGUUUUGUUACUGGUUUUGGUAUAGCUUUUUCCACUCAUGUCCUAUAAGAAUGAUCGUUGGAGGAUUCGCCCGGUGGUUUUACUUGUUGUUGUUGAUGGUGCUCACAUUUGUACCAGUAGGGGGCGCUGUCUCGGUUUCUCAUCAACAAGGACUGACGAAAUCCUUCUGUCUGGCGACUUGAAAAAAAAAUCAUGGUUUUUGUGAUUGCAGCGUCAUGUUUAUGCCCGGGGAUCGCCGAGCAUUUGGACCGGAUGCAGUCGUUGUGAGAUAACGCGCUCGCUGCUGCUUCCAUUUGAACACAGACUCGCUUCUUGUCGAGCUUGUUUUGCGACCUUCCACCUGAGAGCCACCGUGUUCUGGGGACCAUGGCUGUUAACAAAACGUACCUGAGCAUAGGUUACGCGUCUUUUGGAGUGCUCAUGGGCUUUUCUGCCUUCCUGGUGUGGAACAUCGCGUACGGCCAGCCGUGGACUGCGGCCAUGGGGGGACUCUCAGGCGUGCUGGCCCUUUGGGCCUUGAUCACUCACGUCAUGUACCUGCAGGACUACUGGAGGACGUGGCUGAAAGGGCUGAAGUUCUUUUUCGUGAUGGGGGUUGUCUUCUGCCUGCUGGCUGUCAUCGCCUUUUUCACCUUUUUGUCAGUUGCCAUCCACAACAAGGAGUCUCUGUCUGACCCGCGAAGCCUCUACUUGUCCUGUGUUUGGAGCUUCAUGACCUUGAAAUGGGCCUUCGUCCUCACCCUGUCUGCCCACCGAUACAAGAAAGAGUUUGCUGACAUCAGCAUCCUCAGUGACUUUUAAACACAUGCACAGUCACGUCACAGACUGGGGCUUGGCAAGCUGUGCAGGUGACGAACAAGCAGAAACCCUGGCCAGCGUCCUCCAUGACUCGCUCUUCUGAUUCUGAUGUCAACGUGACUAUUCUCGCUGUUUCCAGGGCUCAGUUUGGGUCCCACAGCUACUAAAGCUGUUUGGUGUGAAACCUUCUGAACUUUAUUGGAUCUGAUGGAACAGACCUUGGAGACACAUUCUGCUCUCUUGGACCUUCUCUUUGGACACUGAGCGCCGUGUGAGAGCUACACACAAUUGGGAACUGAUAAUAAAGCCUCACGUCUGCCCUCCAUGAAGACCUUUAGUGAUCAUCUAAGACGGACAGCCUCCACCCCAGCACCUGAAUCAAAACCACAUGAUCAGGCUCAACCUAAUAGUGAAGAAUCAUUGCUGGGAUUUGAUGCAUGAAAUUCCUUUUUAAUAAUAUUUUCUACCGAUUAGGUGGUGAACCUGUGUUCUGCCUAUAUGACUGAGUCUUUCCAAAGUUUUAUAAAUUCAUUGGCAUGUUUGCCUUUUCUUCUGACUUGUCUGGUCAUCACCUUGUUGCUUCAUGAGAUUAUUUUACACCACUUUGUUGGAAAUCGAAUCCUCUUUUGUUUAACCACGUUUGUUCUUCUUUGAAUGCGUGUGUUCUGAUUAUCUAAUAUAUCUAAUGAGUUUCUGUUUAUGUUGACUGAUGACUGCCUUUUUUAUGUAGUCAAUUUAUGUGAGGUUAAAGUGCUCACAAAGAGGCGGAAAAUUUCAAGUUAACUUUGUAGUUUUGUUUGAUAUAGAAGUACGAUGGUGACCAAAUUAAUUCAGUCUUAAUGUAUGAAAAGCAGUGAGAACAACCUUAUUUUAUUAUAUUUCGUUUUACAGCCCAGAUCAAAAGUCACACCUCUCAUUCGUAUUGUCUGUAUUUAUCUCACUGCAGGCCUCGAAACAGCAAGCAUUUGCUUUCAUGACUGCUUUGCUCACUCUUGGCAUGGUGGCUACUUUGAGUCAUUAACAAAUAUUUAACAUUUUGUUUCUUUGUCACAUACUGCCAUAUAUCAUGCUUCAUAUGCUCAAUGUCUUCAGUGUGUAUUCACACUGGAGAAAGUUGUGAAAAUAAAGGCUGAAGAAUCCGUCAAUUUCAGUUCACCGACGGAAAUGGGUGAAUUCACCAAAAUAUUAAUUGUAUAUUUAGAUAAUAAGAGAAAGAUAUGACAGUUAUAGGUAUGUAAUAUGUAUACGUAUGUAAAGGUUAUUGAUACUAUAGUAAUAUAAUGUAACAAUAGCUCUUAUAUACCAUAGUAAUAGUACUUCCAUUAGAUGUGGCGUGAGCUGAAGGCCUGUGACUGAUCGCAUCUGAAGCCCAAAUGCUCACCUCCUAAGAGACAUCUGCUGGUUAUUUGACGCACUGUUUCUCACUGAAGAAUGGACUUUCUUCACUCACACAAAAAUAUGGCCCUCAUAUCAGGGCUGCAUGUUCUUCAUUUGAGGACAGCCAUGACUUCCCCCUGCUCUGAAUGGAACUCCAAAAUAACUUUUUAAUGUGUUCUAGACACAGUCCACGAUGAGGUUCUUCUCGACACGACGUGAGCAAAUAAAGCGUGUGCGUACAUUCAUUUAAUAAGCUACAGAAAACGUCAGCAGGGCUUACGAAUAAAUAAAAAUAAAUAAUAAUAUACAUAAUAAACAUUUAUAUGGAUGUGUGUGCGUACAGAUUUUUUUUUUUCAUCUUGUGUCAAGCCUCGGAAAACUGGCAUCAUGCAGAAAACUCUUCACAGUUGCCUUAUCCUUAUUGAGCUGCUAAAAUCACACGCCAAGUUUGUCUUUAGUCACCUGAUAUUCGACCGCAGGCUUCAGACCCACUAUGUUGACACGUCGAGAGGUUCUGCUUCAAACCGUCCAAAAGUCUUGCAGUUCUCUCUCGACAGAGAGAGAUCAAUGCUUCAAGAGACGGUAGAUCCACAUGUUAUAUUGAAAUUCUGCCAAUAUUUCAUAACCUCUCCCUCUGCAAAAAUCACUAUUUCGUUUUGGAGGUAUUCUACUGCCAGAUUAUUAUUUUUAUUA